UCUCCACCUGAGAUCGCGCCGCGCACUAAGGGACACAGACUGACCCUAGGAGAAGGAAAAACGGACCCGAGCAAUAGAAUAGAGAGAGAAGAGAGAGCGGGGGUAGGGAAGGGAGAAGAGGGAGAGUUGGAAAAGACGGGAGAGAGGCGUGGAAGAACUUGUGCUUUGCCCAGAUGAAGGAAUGGGCUUCAUUGAGGGAUUGGAAGGAAGCAGAUUUCCUGGCUCAGGGGCUGGUUUGACAAGGGGGGCUUUUCUCCCUUCUUCUUUUGGGAAUGUGAGGCCUAGAAUUGAUUUUUGAAAUGAUACUAUAUUUUGUGGGGACGCGGAGUAAACAGUUUUGGUGCUGCUUUGAUAGAACCCUACGCUUGCCGGCAGGAAGACCGGAGUUCAAAUCCCGCCCCAGACACGUAUUAGCUGUGUAAUCCUGGGCAUGACAUUUAACUUCUCCUAGUCCCAGUUAGCUCAUCUGUAAAAUGCGUUGGUAGGGGAAGGAGAAGGGAUAGUGUCUUUUCCAGCUUUAAAUCUAUGACCAUUUGGGUUAGGAACUGGGCCUGUGAUCCUAUCCUAUAUUGGAUCCAGUAGAGGAUCAACGGCUCUUGUGAUCCUAUCAGAAAGUUCCCUCAACCAAUACAAGUUGGCAUCUUCUCUGUAGUUUAAGAUGUUAGCGAAUUGCUUAGAACCUAGCCCUAGAGCUCUGAGAUGUGAAGUGGCAUUCUAGCCCUAGGAGGCCAAUAUGGGAGUGGAUAGAGAACUUUCUAUUCCAGGCUACCUCUUCUUGCCAAGGAACUUUGUACUUUAAGCCUUUCCUAAAUAACUCACAUCUUUCUGUCAUACGAACAACUAUAUAGCAUGUCUUUUUCCAAUGACAUGCAUUCAUUUUUGGUACCUUUUGUGUUGGGGAAUUAUAGCAGAUGCAUUAUAGCAGAUGCAUAGAAAAGUAAGAUCGAUUCCUCCCUUGUAGGGUUUACCAACCAGGCAAAAUGGAUAUAAUUUUCAGUUCUGGGCAACUGGUCCGGUGGGAGGUAUAAUCAGUUCGUGUAUUUGUCUGCACAUGUAUAUUUCUACGUAGAGGCAACAUGGUUUAGUGUUAAAAGCAUGGUACUAGGAAUGCAGAGAUCUAUGUUUAAGUUCUAGUUCUGACAAUUUACUUGUCUGGCCUGGGUUAAGGCAGUUAACCUUACUGAAUCUCAGUUUUUUCAUCUGUACAAUGCAUAUAAAUAAGACUUGUACUACCUAAUUGGUAGGGUAGUUGUAAAGAUACUGUUUUGUAAUUAAAAUACUUCAUAGCUAUGAUCCAUUGUGUGAACUUGAAGCAAUGCUGAGAGCUUAAUGCCUUGUUUAACUUCAUAUUUCAUUGCUGCCCCACUUUUUGGGUCAUUUGUAUGUCCCUAUCUCUGUAGAGCCUUGAGGUCUGAGGAUAUGACAGGAGCUCCUUGCUCUCUCCAGCUAACCAUUAUCUAUGCCCUCAGCUUUACCUAGAAAUGUAUGCAGAUAUUCAGCCUGAGUCUGGAGAGAACUGACUACUGGGAAUGCAGAUUUGAAGUCCAUCGUGGUAGUCCCAGUAGAAAGAUGCUGGCCCUGAAUAAGAUGACCAUCUCCUUCAACCCCCAAAACCUGGACGUACAAGAACAUAACAGAGUCCUGAAAGUAGAUACCUCCCUUGAUCAGGUCAUUGCCCUAGGAAGAGAGAAAAAAUUUAACCCAGAGGCUUCUCGCCAGAACUUCAGAUGUUUUCCAUACCCAGAAAAGGCUGGACCCCGUGAAGCUGUGAACCAGCUCUGGGAACUCUGCCUUCAGUGGUUGAGGCCAGAGAUUCACUCAAAGGAACAGAUCCUGGAGCUGUUGGUGCUGGAGCAAUUCCUGACCAUCUUACCCAGUGAGAUCAGGACUUGGGUGAAGUCACAGUGUCCAGAGAAUAUUGAGGAAGUGGUCUGCUUGGUGGAAGAUUUGACUCAAACCCUUGAGGAGGAAGCUUCAUGUUCUUAUGAUUCUUCUCUUCUUCAAGAAGAAAGCACAGAGAAGGAAGAAAUGUUUCCAGUAACCAAAUUUCUGGAAUCAGUGACUUUCAAGGAUGUGGCUCCUGACUUCACUUGCGAAGAGUGGGAGCAAUUGGAACCUGUUCAGCAGGACCUCUGCCGAGAUGUGAUGUUGGAGAACUAUAGGAACUUAGUUUUUCUUGGGCUUUCCACUUCCAAACCAAAUGUGACCUCCUGGAUAGAACAUAUGGAAGUGCCAUGGAUGCUAGAGAGUGAAGCUCCAAGAGGCAUCAGUCUAUAUUGGGAUAAUGGACCUGAAACUAAGGAGUUAUUUUCAAAAUGGAAAACUUCUUUAGAAGAGUCAUCUCACGGGGCGACAAUAAAAGUUCAUAAUUCCUGGAACUCUGAAUUAGGAGAAGCCUUCAAAUGUUAUGACAUGUUGGUAAGGCAGCAAGGCCAACAGAAAAAUCAUUUGAAGCUAGGAACAAUCACUCACGAGGAAAAUCUAAAUAAAAUUAAAGAUUCUAAAAGCAGUGAAUUUGGGAGAAGCUUCAAUCUGAGCUCAAUGCUGAUUACACAACAGAGAACUCCAUUAGUGAAUAGUCUCUCUAAAUAUGAUAUACAUGGCAAGAGCUUCAAAGAUAAUUCAGAACUAUCUGAAUAUCCAAAAAUCUAUGCAGAAGAGGAAUCUUUGAAGUAUAAAGAAUUUGGGAAAGUUUUCAGCCAGGAUUUACAGCUUAAUCUUCAUGCUCAUCAUUCUAGAGAGAAAUCCUACAAAUGUAAUGAAUGUGGGAAAGCCUUCACCAAAUGGGCAAACCUUACUCGACAUCAGAGAAUUCAUUCUGGAGAAAAACCAUUUAAAUGUAAUGAAUGUGGGAAAGCCUUCACCCAGAGAGCACAACUUACUCAACAUCAGCUUACUCAUAGUGGAGAGAAACCAUUUAAGUGUUAUGAAUGUGGAAAAGCCUUCACUCAAAGGGCACACGUAACUCAACAUCAACUUACCCAUAGUGGAGAAAGACCCUAUAAAUGUAAUGAAUGUGGUAAAGCCUUUACCAAUCGGGGAAUACUUACUGAUCAUCAGAGAAUUCAUUCUGGAGAGAAACCUUAUAAAUGCAAUGAAUGUGGGAAAGCCUUUACCAAGAGGGGAAUACUUACUCAACAUCAAAGAAUUCAUUCUGGAGAGAAACCCUAUAAAUGUAAAGAAUGUGGGAAAGGCUUCAACCGAAGUACACACCUUACUCUACAUCAACACACUCAUAAUCAAGAGAAACCAUUUAAGUGUAAUGAGUGUGGGAAAGCCUACAGCCAGAUUUCACAGCUAAAUACUCAUCAAAAAGUUCAUUCUGCAGAGAAACCCUAUAAAUGUAAUGAAUGUGGGAAAGCCUAUAGUCAGAUUUCACAGCUUAAAAUUCAUCAAAGAAUUCAUUCUGGAGAAAAACCCUAUAAAUGUAAUGAAUGUGGGAAAGGCUUUAACCGGAAGACACACCUUACACGACAUCAGAGGAUUCAUACUGGAGAGAAGAACCUUAACCAUAGUAGGGACUUAAUGAAUGUUUGUUGAAUUGAAAUGUUUUGUUGAAUUCUAAGUUGCCUAUGUCUAAUAUAUUGCCAUAAUUUAAAAGGCUAGUUAUACUUCAGAAAAGAAAAUGUUAGUCUUGCAUGUUCAGUGAAGUCAUGCUGAACUUUUAAUCAUUUCUACUUCCCUAUUUUUUAUUAAUUUGACAAACAUAUACUUUUCCAACUAUACAGAAAAAAAGAUUGUAUACAAUACAGGAAAUCAAGUAUAAUUAAAUUUAACAUUGCACUACCAUCACAACCCUGUGUGUCUUGUGUCCUUUUUUCUGUUUAUUUUUCAGUUAAUUUUUUUCAUAUUUUUGUGCAUAAUUAUUCAAUUCACUUACCAAUUUUUUUGGCUUAUAAUUGAGCAAAGUAGUUUCUUGAUAGUUUCUUUUAUUUAUCAUUGGUUGUAAAUUCUUAUUUUUCAUUUUUAUUUCUGACAAUUUGAUUUUCCUUUAAAAAUUGAAUUAGCUAAUGGUUUGUCUAUCUUAUUAAUUAAAAUCAAAACCUAGUUCUUAGUUCUUUAUUUUCAAUUUUAUCACAUUUAAUUUUUAGAAUUUCAGUUUUUGUAUUUAGUUGAGAGGUACUGAUUUGUGGCUUUUAUAAAUUAAUU
This is a messenger RNA of Dromiciops gliroides (monito del monte), 4149 nucleotides long. RefSeq names its product zinc finger protein 287-like. The record is from RefSeq and is a predicted model, not a curated record. The transcript has 5 exons. The coding region runs from base 1486 to 3540 and encodes 684 amino acids. Lineage: Eukaryota; Metazoa; Chordata; Mammalia; Microbiotheria; Microbiotheriidae. Gene Ontology annotation, biological process: regulation of transcription by RNA polymerase II. Gene Ontology annotation, molecular function: RNA polymerase II cis-regulatory region sequence-specific DNA binding; DNA-binding transcription factor activity, RNA polymerase II-specific.